AUGCGUCUCCUCUCCCUCUUCACCAUAUUCGCCACCGCGACAUUCACAGCCGCCCUGCCGGAGCAAGCGAGUGCCCAGAUUUCGUGUAUCGGGCUCAACGACCGCUACUGCGAUAAUGUGACCGUUGGAUUGACCUGCUGUCCGCCGUUGAGGUGUGGCAGUGAUUCGAGAUGCCAUUCUUAA
Messenger RNA from Aspergillus calidoustus, 183 nucleotides. NCBI's taxonomy places the organism in Eukaryota, Fungi, Ascomycota, Eurotiomycetes, Eurotiales, Aspergillaceae. The record is from the annotation of a GenBank genome assembly.